Molecule: messenger RNA, 1464 nt
Organism: Naumovozyma dairenensis CBS 421
Lineage: Eukaryota; Fungi; Ascomycota; Saccharomycetes; Saccharomycetales; Saccharomycetaceae
Gene: TUB2
Product: beta-tubulin
Exons: 1
Coding region: 1-1464 (487 amino acids)
Biological process (GO): microtubule cytoskeleton organization; mitotic cell cycle
Cellular component (GO): cytoplasm; microtubule
Molecular function (GO): GTP binding; structural constituent of cytoskeleton; GTPase activity
Source: RefSeq, a predicted model, not a curated record
AUGAGAGAAAUCAUUCAUAUUUCGACAGGUCAAUGUGGUAAUCAAAUUGGUGCAGCCUUCUGGGAAACCAUCUGUGGUGAACAUGGCCUUGAUUUAAAUGGUAACGUCUUACCAAACACUUCUUCCAUCAUGACUUCUAAAUUGAACGUUUAUUUCAAUGAAACUUCAAGUGGCUCAAAGUGGGUACCAAGAUCCAUCAAUGUGGAUUUAGAACCAGGUACCAUUGAUGCUGUACGUAACUCUAAGAUGAGUGGUCUUUUCAGACCAGAUAAUUUCAUCUUUGGUCAAUCAUCAGCGGGGAAUGUUUGGGCCAAAGGUCAUUACACUGAAGGUGCUGAAUUAGUAGAUUCUGUCAUGGAUGUCAUUAGACGUGAAGCUGAAAGUUGUGAUAGAUUACAAGGUUUCCAAAUCUCGCAUUCUCUUGGUGGUGGUACAGGGUCAGGUAUGGGUACCCUUUUAAUCUCCAAAAUUAAAGAAGAAUUCCCAGAUAGAAUGAUGGCCACAUUCUCAGUCAUUCCAUCUCCAAAAAAUUCUGAUACUGUCGUCGAACCAUAUAACGCUACUUUAUCAAUGCAUCAAUUGAUCGAAUAUGCAAGUGAAACUUUUUGUAUCGAUAACGAAGCUCUUUAUAAUAUAUGUCAAAGAACUUUGAAAUUAACACAACCUUCAUAUAACGAUUUGAAUCAAUUGGUAUCAAGUGUCAUGUCAGGUGUUACCACUUCGUUACGUUAUCCAGGUCAAUUGAAUUCAGAUUUAAGAAAAUUGGCUGUCAAUUUAGUCCCAUUCCCAAGAUUGCAUUUCUUCAUGAUCGGUUACGCUCCAUUAACAGCAAUGAACGCUCAAUCCUUUAGAUCAUUAUCAGUACCAGAAUUGACUCAACAAAUGUUUGACUCUAAGAAUAUGAUGGCUGCUGCUGAUCCAAGAAAUGGUAGAUAUUUAACUGUCGCAGCUUUGUUUAGAGGUAAUGUUUCAGUAAAGGAAGUGGAAGAUGAAAUGUAUAAAGUUCAAUUAAGAAAUUCAGAUUAUUUUGUGGAAUGGAUUCCAAAUAAUGUACAAACUUCAGUUUGUUCUGUACCACCUAAAAAUUCUGAUAUAUCUGCUACUUUCAUCGGUAAUUCUACUUCAAUUAAGGAAUUGUUCCAAAGAAUUGAUAAACAAUUCGUCGCUAUGUUUAGGAAAAAGGCUUUCUUACAUUGGUAUACAAGUGAAGGUAUGGAUGAAAUGGAAUUCACUGAAGCUGAAUCUAAUAUGAACGAUUUGAUUCAAGAGUAUGAACAAUAUCAAGAAUGGAGAGUAGAUGAAGAUGAAGAUGAAAUGGAUGACGUCGAACAUAACUAUAAUGCUAACGGUAACAAUAUGGAUGAUCAUAAUAAUAUUAAUGGUGAUUACAAUGCUGCCACUGAAACUACAACUGGUAUUACUACCGCUGUUGGUGGAGAUCAACCUGUUCCAGAAGAAUUUUAG